CAUGUCCUCCUCCACGUCGGCGCAGGGCGUCGUUGACCGCAUCCAGAACUUCGUCUCUGAGCACAAGCAUGCUGUCCUUAUUAGUACGGCUGCUGCGCUGGUCGCCAUCGGCGGGGCAGCCUAUUACGCUUCGUCAAGCAGCGGACCUCGCGGUGACGUAGAGAAGGGCGAAGGCAAGAAGGACCGCAAGAAAGGCAAGAAGAGAAAGACGGUCAAGGACGACGACGGUCCCAUCCUUGAGGAGCGUAAACCGAAGGCGUCGGUCGUCGAGGAAGAGGAACCAAACUACACCGCUGAGGAGAUCGCUGUUCUGCCCGAGGAGGAGCGCGUCAAGGCAGCCGCUUCGCUGAAGGCGAAGGGCAAUUCUGCGUAUCAGCAGCGCAAGUUCGCCACCGCUAUCGACUACUAUACCCGCGCAAUUGCUGUCACUCCUAAGCCAGAACCCGUCUUCUUCAGCAACCGUGCCGCGUGUUUCGUGAACUUGAACCCUCCACAACACGAGAAGGUUAUCGAGGAUUGCGACCAGGCUCUUGCUCUUGACAAAAACUACCUGAAGGCUCUCAACCGUCGUGCAACAGCGCUCGAGGCUUUGGGCAGAUUUGAGGAGGCUCUCCGUGACUUCACGGCGGCGGCUAUCCUGGAUAAGUUCCAGAACAUGUCUGCUGCUGAGUCGGUCGAACGGGUGCUUAAAAAGCUUGCAACGGACAAGGCGGCCGAGAUCUAUGUGACUCGCGAGCCGCGGCUCCCUUCGCAUAUGUUCACCUCCGCGUACUUUGGUGCUUUCCGGCCACGACCGGUUCUCGAUCUCCCCGAGAACCACACUACGGGAGACUCUACGCUUCGUAUGGCACUCGAGGCACUUCGGGCUGCGGACUACGCGCACGCGUUCACGCUUGUGAAUGAGUCGAUCGAGCAGGGCAUCUCCUGGGACGCCGGCAAGGCUGAGGCUCUGAACCUUCGCGGCACCUUCAAGUUCCUCAUGACGGACAUCGAGGGCGCCAAGGCGGAUUUCUUGCAGUCGAUUGAGCUUGCACCCUCGUUCACACAGACCUGGGUCAAGAUUGCAAGCGUAUACAUGGAGCAGGGCGACCCGAAGAAGGCGUUCGAAUGCUUCGAGGACGCGAUCAAGCACAACCCGAACGACCCGGACAUCUACUACCACCGUGGACAGGUUCUGUUCAUCAUGAACGAGUUUGCGGAGGCCGCAGAGAACUACACGAAGUCGACUGAGCUGGACAACCAGUUCGUGUUCAGCCACAUCCAACUGGCCGUCGCCCAGUACAAGUCCGGCAACCUCGCAAACAGUAUGGCGACGUUCAGGCGGACGCUCCAGGCGUUCCCUACUCGCAGUGAGCCUCAUAACUACUACGGCGAGUUGCUUUUGGAUCAACAGCGCUACCCUGAGGCGAUCCAGAAGUUCGACAACGCCAUCGAGAUCGAGCGCGCGAAAGCACCACCAAUGAACGUUCUUCCCAUGGUCAACAAGGGGCUCGCCAUUUUUCAGUCCGAACAGAAUGUCGAGGCGGCAGAGAAGUGCUGCCAGGAAGCGCUAGAGAUCGACCCCGAGUGCGAGGCAGCGGUCGCGACACUCGCGCAGCUGAGCCUGCAGCAGGGCAAGAUCGACGUCGCGUUGAAGAUGUUCGACCGGCAAGCAAACCUCGCGCGCAGCGAGCCCGAACUCAUCUCCGCUCUGACCUACCAAUUCGCCACGCAGGCGCAGGUCAAGUUCAUGGAGUCGUACCCGGAGAUGGCGGCGCAGCUGGGACAGAUGGCGAGGAUGAUGUGAGGCGGUCCUCGACGCGCGUGGACAUUGGCUUGAGUAGUUCCGGCGUGUUACUUGACUUGCUUAUAUUCUAUCGUACUCGCAUCCAUAAAUCUAUCCUCACUCCCUUGGCCUCUUUAC
Messenger RNA from Trametes versicolor FP-101664 SS1, 1903 nucleotides. Its product is annotated as ADP/ATP carrier receptor. NCBI's taxonomy places the organism in Eukaryota, Fungi, Basidiomycota, Agaricomycetes, Polyporales, Polyporaceae. The transcript is spliced from 10 exons. The annotation marks the transcript as partial. The record is from RefSeq and is a predicted model, not a curated record. Gene Ontology annotation, molecular function: protein binding.